This is a messenger RNA of Sceloporus undulatus (fence lizard), 1955 nucleotides long. It is a transcript of the gene HIGD1A, whose product is annotated as HIG1 hypoxia inducible domain family member 1A. Gene Ontology annotation, biological process: negative regulation of apoptotic process; mitochondrial respirasome assembly. Gene Ontology annotation, cellular component: mitochondrion. Bases 274 to 594 code for a protein of 106 amino acids. The transcript is spliced from 4 exons. The record is from RefSeq and is a predicted model, not a curated record. Lineage: Eukaryota; Metazoa; Chordata; Lepidosauria; Squamata; Phrynosomatidae.
CAACUCUGCGAUUCUAUGAUUCUUGAACUCGGUGCCAAAAAUGCCAGUCUAAAAUGGAGCAAUUUAGAUACCAAAUUAGUAAUCUUUAUAUUAAUAUAGAUAAACAUGAUUAACAGAUUGUACAGCUGUGAAUGCCAACUUCCUAGUCAUGUAGUGAAAAACCAGACAAAUAUGACAGCCACCUGACUGACACAGAGAAGCCACAUGAACUGACUUCUGGCAGACCUUGAAAACAUUGCGGCCUGUUAUCAGGGAUUCACAGACACAACUGUGAUGGUGCUUCCUGGAAACUGGCACAACGUUAACAUGACAUCUAAUUCAGAAAGCCCACUUGCUGGCUAUGAGCCAUCAGAGAGCCAAGGCUCAAAAUUGAUGAGAAAAUCCCGGGAGUCUCCAUUUGUCCCAGUUGGCAUUGCAGGCUUUGCAGCUGUGGUGGCCUAUGGGCUCUACAAGCUGAAGCACCGAGGGGACACCAAAAUGUCGGUUCACCUGAUCCACAUGCGAGUGGCAGCGCAAGGCUUUGUCGUUGGGGCCAUGACGUGUGGUGUGCUGUAUUCCAUGUAUCGAGAAUACUGGGCCAAGCCCAAGCCCUAGGACAGAGGGCCAGUGGAAGCCUGUGUGUGCCGGUGUUCUUAUGUACUCUAGAUCUAGACCUCACAUGGAAACGGUGCUUCAAAGAAUACAAGGGUGCAGCUGUUAACUGGGCACAUCUCACACAUGAUGUCACAAGUGUACGCUGCCAGCAUUACCCUAGAUUAUUUUCCCUCUGUCUUGAGCAAGACCAUCAACUGAUGUUUUACAGAUCAAAAUGCCUUUUCACUAUUUCACACUUGGGAUUGUUCCUGCAAGUUGUGGUUUAAGAGGGCAAGUGAGAAAUCGGGAGAGGGUUCCAGGUGCUUCUGAGAUUGUUCCUUCAAGAAAUGACAAGAAGUUUAACCUUUCAGUCACUUAUUUCUUUAAAUCCCCAUAGAACAAAUGUUGUGGAAUAUUAAUCUUCACAGUGUGAGCCUUAAAAAGGAGUGGAUUAAACUAUUUUAAGUCCUUUAUUUAUUGCACAAUAUUAAAUGUGGAAGUUUUAACUUAUUUGACUGAAAAUGGCAUUGCAGCUGCUUAAAUUUUUGUAUUGCACAAUUCUUUGGGGUGUGUCUAUCGCAUUUACAGUAAAGGGCUUAUGCGCUGCUUUUUAUUUUUUAUGGGUGACGGUGGUAGAGGCUUUAGGGUGGGAAACAUGUGGCCCUCCAGAUAAUGAACUGCCAUUCCUCUGGGUCCUGGUCAGCAUCCUCAGUGGUGAGGGGCAGGAGGAAUUGCAGUUUAGGCACGUCUCGAGGGUCACGCAUUUCCCAUCCCUGCUGCAGUUAGAAAAUUAGCAGUAAAUGAACAGGGCCAAAAAUAACUUGUUUUGAUUUUUGGGAUAAAUGGGAACUUAGGAAUGUGAAUGUCUUUGAAGAAUUGUCCUGGGCAAUGGGCCAUAAUGUUUGUUUGCUUUUGGGCAGCCAGCCAAAAUAUACUCUUUCAACAAUUCGGCCCCUUUUCCCUGGAUGGGGUGGCCCUCUUGGUGAUUUGACCCCACAGCAGUUCAAGGCGGGUUGCUGCCUUUCCAGUUCAGGAUUGUUGGGAAGGAAGGAGGGCUGGUCUCUGGGAGCCAUGGCUUAGCUCUCAGCUGGAUGUUUGGCUGUUUUCUCCGCUGCCUCAUGGCGCAGCAUGAAGGCCCUGGUGGCCAGCUGAUUUAGCCGGUAUCCACCCUCAGCACCCAUAAAUCAUGAGGUCUAACCUGUUGGUGUCCUACUGACAAAACUGUGGCUGCCAUGGAAUUUAAAAUCUGUAAAAUUCAGGGCUUCCUUUUGGUCAUGUUCCUUGGUUUUAAUAAUUGUGUUUCAUGUGUUGCUAACCAAGUGUGCUGCAUCAGUCUAAUCCACUGACUGGUUUUAUUAAAGGAUACGUACAUAAGAACAGUU